AUGGCGUCCCUAGACUCUCUAAAGAGCGUUUUAAAGCAACAUGCCGACGGGUUGACACAACGACAACUAUCUGAACGACAGUACUCGGCCGGGUUCGAAAUCUUUUGGCAGGCGGCAGGGUGGAAAACAUACGAAAACUUCAUAAUCCCAGGAUUGAAUCGCCUUUUGGAGCCGUUGAUUAGUCUACGUUCGAGCGUAUCCAUACUGGAAAUUGGACCCGGGCCCAAGAGCUUGGUGGGCUACCUACAAACCAAUGUCCGCGAGAGGAUCAGAGAGUACACCGCCUACGAGUCCGAUUCUCUGAGCGCUGUGAAAUUGCAGAAAUGGAUUUCUCAACCAGCUGAGGGGGGAUACCUGCUUCCCAAUCUGGAGCGCCCCCCUGUCAUCCAUCAAGCUCCUUUUGGGCAUGGGAACGACCGCUACGAUACCAAUUUCACGAGUGAGGGUCUCGUGAGAAAUUAUGAUGUAAUACUAUUCUGCCAUAGCAUGUAUGGAAUGAAACCAGGAUCCAAGUUCAUCGAAAGAGCAUUGCAGAUGCUCACUGGGCCAUCGAAUAAUAGCGUGGUGGUGGUCUUUCAUCGAGAAACUGGAUUGGAACUUGAUGGUCUAGUGUGCCAACAGAUGGCCACCUUUCAUGAGGGAGUCAUCCAUGUUGAAAAUAAGGAUGAAACCAUACUCGAUUUUUCUCACUUCAUUGUUGGAUUUGAUCUGGACUUGACUGAGAGUCCCGCGGAUGACGUUUACCUUGAGUGGCUCGAGACAUGCCGCUCCCUUUCAACGCGAGGAGAAGACCACCCGAAUCACCUGGUAUUCAGCGCGCCAGAAAUCAUGAUGGCCUUUACGUCACAGGCCAAAGGACUUCAAGAGCUCCUGGGAAAGGUAGUUUCCACAGACGAAAGGCGACCAAUCAAAAACUGGGAGGCUCGUCUUCACCGUGCCGCCUCUAUUAUCAGGCCGAUGGAUGUUCGAGACGUGCAACAUUGCAUACAGUGGGCCAUAAAGCAUGAAGUCGGACUCACUGUUAUAUCUGGUGGCCAUAGUAGUCACUGUCUUGAACCAAAUGUCGUGGCUGUUGACAUGGCUGCUUUUGAUCAAGUACAUGUUCUCAAUGGCGAUAAGAAUAAUGAGGCCGUUCCUGGCAUGGGAGCCCCCACUUUGGUCGCCGCCGGAGCUGGUUGCAAGGUAGGAGACAUCGUUCGCACGGCUUUGGAAGCGGGUGUCCAGGUGCCACUGGGUUCCCGCCCCAGUGUCGGUGCGGGUUCAUGGUUGCAAGGGGGAAUUGGCCAUUUAGCUAGGUCGUGCGGACUCGCAUGCGAUGCUAUUGUCGGAGCUGUGGUGGUAAGCCCUAAAUCUGGCCAGUUGCUCUGUGUCGGCAAUGUCCCCCGCCAGCUUCGGACACCUGAUUUAGUACGGCCUGAAGAUGAAGCCGAUCUCAUGUGGGCCGUGAAAGGUGCCGGGACUAAUAUCGGGAUUGUUCUUUGGACCAUCUUCGAAGCUUCUGCGGCUUCAUCGUUCGCAAUUCGAAAGUGUGUCGUUCUAAUGGAAGAUGGCUGUGAGGCACAGAAAAAAAUCGCCUACUUUGACUCAUUCGCUCAGUCGUUACCCAAAACAUGCUCAGCUGAUGCAUACAUAUGGGACGAUGAGGAGUUACAUCUUGGUGUGACCAUGUUUGAGUCAGGUUCGACAAGCGAUGCCGGGGAUUCUACCGCCAUGACCUCUUUCACAGCCGCAGACCCGCUUCUAGGACUAGCAGAACGACCAGAGACAUUGAAUCACCUAGAUUUAUUCGAAGCUGAAAUGUACAUGUCUACAAUACAUGGCGGCCAUGGAGGAGGCAAGACCGAUUCAUUUAAACGAUGUGUCUUCUUGAAAAACAUCGGGUCGGUUCAGAUUGCAGGGGCCCUAGUCAAGGCCGUCCAGUCCCGUCCAACACCAUUUUGCUAUUUGCAUCUUUUGCAUGGCGGGGGCUCUGUCAGCGAGGUUGGCCCUGGAGAUACUGCGUUUGGCUCCCGAGACUGGAGUUUUGCUUGUGUGGUAACAGGUGUCUGGCCGCGGGGCCAGAGCCACGACAAAUCCGCACGAACCGCAGUAUCGUGGGUUUACACCGUGGUCCGGGAUCUGUUGCCAUGGAGCAGCGGUGUCUAUAGUGCAGACCUAGGAAACGACUCCAGGGAUGCCCCACUGGCAGCAAAGGCUUUCGGACCAAACAUACCACGACUGUCUCGUCUCAAAGCCAGGCUCGACCCCUUCAAGCUGAUACGGCAUGCCUGUCCACUUCCAGAACCGUCGAACAAACAGCGGAUCAUCAUCCUCGUAACGGGGGAGAGUGGCGCUGGAAAGGACUACUGCGCAGCCAUAUGGGCUUCGAUGUUUGCCAACAACGGAAUGACGACACAUGUCGCAAGUAUCAGCGAUGCAACCAAGCGAGCGUACUCGCUAGCCGAAGGGGCCAACUUCGAACGACUGCUGGGGGACCGUGCCUACAAGGAGAAGCACCGUCCAGAAUUGACGGCUUUUUUCAAGCGCCAGCUACUCUCAAGACCUUCUCUGAUGGAGGAGAACUUCCUGCAGGUGGUGGAGGACGCCCUCGAUGUGGACGUUCUAUUCAUUACCGGACUGAGAGACGAGGCCCCUGCCACGAGAUUUUCUCACACCGUACCCGAUAGAAAGCUGCUGGAUGUCCGCGUGCAAGCCAGUGAGGAAAUGCGUAGCUGCCGCAGGGGAGCUCUACAUGACGAUGCAAGUCUUGAUGAGAUGGCCGUUCCCACGGGCCUCCAAAGAUCCGAAACAAUGCUCUACCGUCCCAGUCUUGUUUUUGAUAACAGCACGUCGGAUGGUGAACUGGCGAGAGGGUGGUCGAAUCGUCACCUGCUCCCAUUGAUGGAUGAGAACCUACAGCGUCUGAACAACAUGGUGCGCCUGGUUCCCGGCUUUCCAAGGCCGACCGUCAAAUUCCGACACGUGCUUGGGGUUGCACAGCAACCCGGCGGGCUCUCGCUAUGCGCAUCCCUUUUACGCUCCCACUUCGCCGACGAUUGGUCCCGAGUGGAGAGGGUAGCAUGCUGCGAGGCAGGCGGCUACAUCUUCGCAUCAGCUCUUGCACACCAGGUCAAUUUACCGUUGAUUCUCAUUCGCGAAGCUGGAAAACUACCUCCGCCGGUUGUUUCGGCCAUCAAACGCCCUUCACACAUUUCGUCUUCGUCAUCAAGUAGCUCCGGAGCCAAAAAGAUUGAGAUGGAGCUCGAAGCUUCUACGGUACGCGGGCAAAUAGUGGUAGUUGACGACGUCCUUGCGACGGGGAACACCCUUGGUGCGCUGUUGAUGCUUCUUAAGCACGCCGGCAUCAAUACUGACAAUGUCAGCGUCUUGGUUGUGGCUGAAUUUCCGGCACACCGUGCUCGUGAGAACCUCCGGAUGCGUGGUUUCGGAAGUCCUGUAGCCUAUCUGGCUUCGUUGCUCCCGGCCGCCCUUGGUUGCGGCGAUGACGAUGGCUGCUAUGGCCCUUCGGAUGCAGUCGAGCACACCGACACACACGGAUGGUUGGAGGGUCAUAUAAAGGAACAAAACUAUGGAGCAGAUUGGGGCGAUUUUGUCUCCUUCUCAGGCCGCAUGAAGCAGGCAGCUGGGAACAUGGGCGUGGAUCUACUUCUCAUCGAUACCGGUGAUCUGCAUGAUGGCACAGGCCUAUCUGACGCUACCGAUGUCGACGGCGAAAAAUCGAUGACCAUUUUUAAUAACAUUGACUACGAUCUCCUGACAAUUGGGAACCAUGAGCUGUACGUAUCUGAGGUUUCUCAGCAGAUGUUCACGGUGUACUCCGAGAUGUGGGGAGAUCGUUAUGUUACAUCCAACGUGAAGAUCUUCAACCAAACGACUGGCCAGUAUGAGUAUGUGGGCGCCACCCACCGUUACUUUACUACUAAACAGGGCCUGCGUAUCAUGGCCUUUGGCGUCCUCUUCGACUUCACUGGCAACUCCAAUGCUUCUCAAGUCAUCAAGGCCUCUGAUAUGGUGAAAGAGCAAUGGUUCAAGGACGCUCUUACAACCAGCGACCCUAUUGAUAUGUUCAUCCUCUUUGGCCACAACCCUGUACGACCUACAGAUGAUACCAGCACGUUCAAGAUCGUUUGGGAUGCCAUGCGGGAAGCUCGCCCAACAACUCCAAUUCAGAUCUUCGGGGGCCACACCCACAUCCGUGACUUUGCUGUCUAUGACAACAGGUCUGUAGGGAUCGAGUCAGGCCGGUAUUGCGAGACUCUUGGUUGGAUGUCCAUGAGUGGCUUUGACUCCGAGAAUAGCGGCUUCAGAGGUGCCAAGAACCCUCGUGGGGUGAAAAAUCCGACGCACCGAGCGACCAACAGCUCAGUCUCACCGUUCCUCUACUCCCGGCGCUACAUGGACUGGAACCGCAAUACUUUCAUCUACCACUCCCGCAUCCCGGCCAAUACCUUUGAUCGUCAUGCCGGAGAGGUCGUCACUCAGAACAUUACCGGAGUCCGCAAGGAACUCAAGCUCGGUGAAGUCUACGGGUGCGCACCGGAGACAUAUUGUAUAUCAUGCGUCCCGUUCGAAGACGAGAAGAACAUCUUCCCCGCCGUCAUCGUCCCAGCAGUGGCUUCCAUUGUUAUUAACGAGAGUCGAGCCGGAACCCCCCGGAUCAUACUUGGUAACACGGGUGCCGUUCGAUUUGACCUACACAAGGGACCGUUCACGUAUGACGAUAACUUUAUCGUCUCUCCCUUCAGUGAUGUCUUCCUCUACAUUCCCGAUGUACCCUUUUCGAAGGCGGACACCAUUAUUGAUCAGCUCAAUAAGGGUGGUGCCGACAAGCGAAGCAUCUUUGCCUCCAUGCCUACUCCUAGAGAUGCCUGUACAGAUCCCAUAAUAGGGACAUUAGGGCGUCGCCAGGUGGAGGGGCCUAGAGGAAUUAUCCGGCGGCAAGAGCCUGUCACAUCCGGAUAUGUGACCUCUGAUGACUGGGGCACUGAUGGUGACGACUCUGUCCAUACCAACCUUCCGGACUACACUCUGCCUGACUACUGGGAAUCUCGUGCCGGGUUCCCUAAGGAUGACACUAACCCCGACUCUGUCGACUUGAUCUUUUUAGAUUUCAUCCAGGACUACAUUCUCGAGUAUUUGGGUGACGACUACUCUGACGACAUGGUGGAGUGCUACAUUGAUUGCGAGUUCACCAGCCGAGAUUUCAUGCUUCCUUAUGCCAAGAGCGCUUGGCAAAAGAACAUCGACAAUUGUACCCUAUCAUAUGCAUAG
Messenger RNA from Geosmithia morbida, 5271 nucleotides. RefSeq names its product FAD/FMN-containing dehydrogenase. The transcript is spliced from 9 exons. Gene Ontology annotation, biological process: nucleotide catabolic process; cholesterol biosynthetic process. Gene Ontology annotation, cellular component: cytoplasm. Gene Ontology annotation, molecular function: FAD binding; hydrolase activity; phosphomevalonate kinase activity. The coding region runs from base 1 to 5271 and encodes 1756 amino acids. The record is from RefSeq and is a predicted model, not a curated record. NCBI's taxonomy places the organism in Eukaryota, Fungi, Ascomycota, Sordariomycetes, Hypocreales, Bionectriaceae.